Molecule: messenger RNA, 1228 nt
Organism: Psylliodes chrysocephalus
Lineage: Eukaryota; Metazoa; Arthropoda; Insecta; Coleoptera; Chrysomelidae
Source: the annotation of a GenBank genome assembly
AUGCAAAAAUACGAGAAACUCGAAAAAAUAGGCGAAGGGACAUACGGAACCGUGUUUAAAGCAAAAAACAGAGAGACCCUCGAAAUAGUCGCAUUAAAACGAGUACGGCUAGACGACGACGACGAGGGAGUCCCAUCUUCAGCAUUGCGAGAAAUAUGUUUAUUAAAAGAACUCAAACACAAAAACAUCGUUCGGCUGUACGACGUGUUACAUAGCGACAAAAAACUUACGCUCGUCUUUGAACACUGUGAUCAAGAUUUGAAAAAGUACUUUGAUAGUUUAAACGGAGACAUAGAUUUAGAUGUGGUCAAAUCGUUUAUGUACCAAUUGCUUAGAGGAUUGGCGUUUUGUCACAGCCAUAACGUGUUACAUAGGGAUUUGAAACCCCAAAAUUUGUUAAUUAAUAAGAACGGCGAAUUAAAAUUGGCGGAUUUUGGUUUGGCUAGAGCUUUUGGUAUUCCAGUGAAGUGCUAUUCAGCUGAGGUGGUUACAUUGUGGUACAGGCCUCCUGAUGUCUUAUAUGGAGCUAAACUGUAUACUACUUCUAUUGAUAUGUGGUCAGCUGGCUGUAUUUUUGCAGAAUUAGCAAAUGCAGGCCGACCAUUAUUCCCUGGAUCAGAUGUAGAUGAUCAAUUAAGACGAAUCUUUAAAUUAUUGGGUACACCUACUGAAGAAACAUGGACUGGUAUGACCCAAUUACCAGAUUAUAAACCAUUUCCCAUGUACCAGCCCAAUAUGAGCAUGUCACAGGUAGUACCUAAAUUAGGAAACAGAGGGCGAGAUUUGCUUCAAAAGUUGUUAGUCUGCAAUCCAAUGGGUAGAAUGUCUGCAGAUGAUGCAAUGGCACAUCAAUAUUUUGUUGAUUUAAACCCCUCUAUAAAGAAUGACAGGUGUUAAUACUCGAUAACUAUUUUUUUGGCAUUAAGUGAAGAAAAUUUAGUUAAUGGUUUAUUUUCUUUUUUUUUGAUUAGGUCAAUUUGACUGAUAUAAUUUUUUUUUAACUUAUUUAUUUUUGUUUCUUUCAAGUUUUUUUUAUUCCUUACAAUGCUUAUUUUAGGUUAAAAAAGAGUGCCACAUUUGUUUAUAUUAUCUAGUAAGUAAAUUUGUACUUAACAUCUAGUCACUUUUGUUAAGAAGGUGUACAACAUUUUUAAAGUCCUAUUUUUUAUAAAUUAUACAUUUUUAAAAGUGUAAUAUGAUCACCAUUGAAUAAAAUUUUUUACUAUGA